AGUGAGUGGCGGCGUCGAUGCCUAGCGGAGCCAAAAUGGAGUAGUUUCACAAAGUGAGCCCGUCGAAAGCCAAUCGAAAACGGCUACGUCACCUACGUCACUGUCAUGUGAUCUUUGUUUAUUUCCGCCCACACCUUCGCUGCACGUGCUGAGGACGGCCAUGGCCGCCGGUGCCACCCACAUCCCGGCCUUCGCCCCGGAGGAGGCCAACAGGAUUGUGGCUCGUCUACAGCAGCCCGCCGUCUUCUUGAACAUGACGCAAGGCUGGCCCGUCCUUGGCUGGACCGCAGAUAACCUGCGUCGUCGUCUCGGCGACAGACCCGUCCGAUUCCGACUCGGGAGAAAAGAGGAGACCGACGUUCCUCAGUUUGAAACUCAGUGCUGCUACGUGGAAGCCGGCAUGGGUCAGUUCCUCAGCUGGCUGAAAGGUGAAGAAGGGGAGGAUGUGGGCUCUUUCUGCGACUACCCCCGCUCUCAGUUCUGGGCCUACGCCGACUACAAGUACAUUGCCAGGAUGUUUGCACACCAGCCCGACAUGUUUGAGGACGUAAAGUGGGAAGCGUUCGGGUUUGAGGGCCGUAACGGCAAAGAGAGCACGCUGUGGAUCGGCACCCUGGGCGCCAACACCCCGUGCCACCUGGACUCUUACGGCUGCAACCUGGUUCUGCAGGUACAAGGACGGAAGUGCUGGCACUUGUUUCCUCCGGAGGACACGUCCAAGCUCUACCCGAGCAGGAUCCCGUACGAGGAGUCCAGCGUGUUCAGCCGCGUCAACGUCCCGCGUCCCGACCUCGCCAGGUUUCCCGCUUUCCGGCACGCCACCGCGCAUGUUGUCACCUUACUGCCCGGGCAGGUUCUGUUUGUGCCCAGACACUGGUGGCACUACGUGGAGUCUCUUGACGAUGUUACCGUCAGCGUAAACUCCUGGAUCGAGCUGGAAGAUGACCACGUGGCGCGCUUGGGCGAGGCAGUGACGAGGACUGUGAUAUGCGCCGUGAAGAGCGUGCAGGGUGACGACGAUGCCGUGCGCUGGCUCAACCCCACCGAGGAGAGCAUUCCAUCCCAUAAUGACAACAUGCACUACAUCAACUUGGCUCUGCGGGCCUGCGCUCGGCAACAGAAGACCAAACCGACCUCGGAAACCGAAGAUGGUCCCCGCCCCAACAAGCGCGACCGUGCCGGCCGCAUCCGAAGCCAGAUCCCCUUCGGACCGAGUCUGCUUCCUGUCCCCCGCCUCCCCCCAGCCCACAAAGAUGACGCCGUCGCCCCUUCUACGACGGACGAGGCGUCCGUCGGCACAGACGACCUUCUGGAGUGUCUGCUGCAUCCCGACGUGGUCGCCUUGGUUACCCGGCUCCUGAUGGACAAGCGGAGGUCGUCGUCAACGCUCUCAGAAUAAACGAGAUCUGAUGAGGUCACAAGCGCCCGCUCACCUUUAUGCAAAUGAGGAGGCAUCAAAGCGAACAAUAGCUUCGAAUACAGCGCGUCGCUUCCAAUCAUCCAUCUCAUUUCGUGACAAAAACUUUUUUUUUUCCCAUCGC
This is a messenger RNA of Syngnathoides biaculeatus (alligator pipefish), 1541 nucleotides long. It is a transcript of the gene hspbap1, whose product is annotated as hspb associated protein 1. The record is from RefSeq and is a predicted model, not a curated record. Gene Ontology annotation, molecular function: 2-oxoglutarate-dependent dioxygenase activity. Bases 161 to 1399 code for a protein of 412 amino acids. Lineage: Eukaryota; Metazoa; Chordata; Actinopteri; Syngnathiformes; Syngnathidae. The transcript has 8 exons.